UGCAUAAGUUAUACUAGUAUGGAUGGCAGAAAUACGUAUUAUAACUUUGAGGGUAAAAUAGUUGGAGGCCAUUCAGUUCCCAUAGAGAAGUUUCCGUUCGCCGUGCAGGUGUUUAACUAUGGGGCCCUCUGCGGAGGCACUGUCCUGUCCAGUUGGGCUAUCUUGACCGCUGCUCACUGCUUCACCAACAAUAAAAACGUAAAGGAUAUGCAUGUGCGUUUCGGUGCUAAGUAUAUAUAUGACAUGAGUGCUGAUUCGUAUAAAAUAUGGUAUAUUGUCUUGCAUGAAGAUUACGAUAAGGAAGCUCCUUUUGCCUGUGAUAUCGCAUUGAUAUUUACAAGACGGCCGAUCAGAUUCAAUAAGAAAAUACAAAGAGCUAUGAUCGUGCAAUCAAACAAGUGGAUGAAUGAAAGAGAAAGGAAUUUUAAGGCAACAGGUUGGGGAUUCACGUCGUACGGUGGUUCGAUGUCCAAUUCGGGGUUGAUGGAGACCCACCUACGCUUUGUGUCAUUAAAGAACUGUAGACGGAAGCACCACGGCACUCGGUUGACCGAAGACAUGUUCUGCUUGGACGGUGACGGCAAACGGGACACUUGUCAGGGAGACUCUGGAGGAGCCAUUUUAUGGAAUAGGCAGGUGGUGGGGCUGGUUUCGCAUGGCGACGGUUGCGCAAGAAAGGACAAGCCAGGCAUAUACACGAAUGUUUAUUACUUCAUUCCUUGGAUGAAAAUGAAAAUUAAGGAAGCUCACAGAAAAUACUGUAUAUAUAAAAUGAAGUAGGUAAUAAAAACAUAGGUAAA
Cydia amplana is the source of this 800-nucleotide messenger RNA. Its product is annotated as chymotrypsin-1-like. Gene Ontology annotation, molecular function: serine-type endopeptidase activity. The coding region runs from base 19 to 780 and encodes 253 amino acids. The transcript is spliced from 4 exons. Gene Ontology annotation, biological process: proteolysis. The record is from RefSeq and is a predicted model, not a curated record. Lineage: Eukaryota; Metazoa; Arthropoda; Insecta; Lepidoptera; Tortricidae.